UUUAUGAUUGGCAUGUCAUUUGCUGAACUAACAUUUUAUUUCAAUGGGCAUGUUAUAGUUGAUCAUUCAGUAAUGUAGAUGGAAAUAAUCCAGAUGCUUUUAUAAGUCUGAUAAUGAGAAAUGGAUGUUUGGUUUUGGGUAUGCCAAAUUAACUUAAAUACCAAAUUUGUUUUUAAUACAAAAGUGAUUGCUUUGAGGGAGAUACCAUAUGCAUGACUUGAAAUGGGUUCGUGAUGUAUCUCUUCUUUUCAACAUCUUAUGUGUUAUACUUCUGCAGUUACCUCUUGGAUAUUGUCUAUGUUGUAUGGGUAAAAAACGUCCAUGUUGCAUGUUUUUGACACUUAUUAAUUGAAUUGAGAUGUAAAAAUACUUCUGUACAUGCUUCUGCAGCACAAUGAACUGGAUCAUUGAGGGGACGUGCUCGCGCUACCUCCUUGUGACAGCAUUUUAAGGCACGUGCGGUUGCUAUGGGCGAUUGACAACAGACAGCGUCUGCUAAAGUUAGCAACAGCGAACUGGAUAAAGAAACAACUGCCAGCAGUUUAUUAUAAUACAGCGGAAACAAGUGCACCUUUGAAUUACUUGUGUUACUUUGUAGAGGCUGAGUCAAACCGGGAAAUGUCGAGCAUUAAUAUGAAUACCGUUUUAUCUGACAUGGGCUGGGAUGAGCGCUUUGCUAUCCCGGAACUCAACGCUGAAAACAAGGCUUUGAUAGAAGAGAUUCGUAAAAAAGAGGCAAAGUCGGUGCAACUGGAAAACAAACUUGAGCGAAAAAAGGAUCAGAAGCAGUUGAUGGUCGAUUAUCUCAAAAGUGCUAAACAAGAGCUGGAAAACACAGAGGCUCUGUGCUAUGCAAAGGAAAGAGAAGGAGAGUUGGAGAAACACCUCACCACCCUCGCAGAAAGGGAGAAAGGUCGCCUGGCACAGGACACCGCUAAGAUGGAGAAUGACCAUAGAUCUUUAGCAGAGAGGAGGAACAUGCUGGAGAACCAUAUCUUCAAGGCCAAACAGAAGCUAGAGGAGUUUAGGAGCCAGAUGAACUGGGACCAGCAGACCAUGGAUUCCUUUUUAGAGGAGUCAUCACGCAAAGAUGAGGACACAAUGGCCAUCAUUAAGUACGCCCAGCAAGAUGAGCAGAGGAUCAAGGCGCUCACUCUGGCCAUAGAGAAGAAGACACUGGAGGCAAAUGAAAGGCGCAAAGCGCUUGACAAAGAGUUGACUGAGACUAUAUCUGCACAGAUUGCUUUGGAUAAAACUACAGAAAAUUUGCAACAGGCCCAUCUGGAGACCCAGCAGCUCAUCCACCAGUGGGAAAACACUCUGAAGCAGAUGAAGCAGCGAGACGCUGAGAUGCAGCAGUGUGCUCUGCAACUUGCCCAAUCAAAGCAGAACAUCAGGGAUAGGAACGCCACCAUUACAGAGAGGAAGCACCUGCUGGACAAUCAGAAGGACAACAACAAGGAAACAGAGAGUAAGAUAACCACGGCCAACAGACUGACUGUAAAGCUGCGGCAGGAUUUGAAGGAGCAGGAGAAUAACUGCAGCAGGGUGAAGGAUGAGCUGGAUAGUUGCAAAGGCACACUGGGCAGAGCAACCUCCGAUGUGGAGUCUGUGACGUGCCACAUAUCCAGAUUGAAGAAAGACCUCCAGGAUAACAAUGACAAACUCAAGAAAGCCAGGGCCUAUAAUGUUGCGCUGGAGCAGAAGCUGGAAGUUGUGACUCAGACAGCCCUUAGUGAGGAGGAGAGAGCCGCACAGAUGGACCUCCUCCUCAAAGAUGAGGAACACACAAUCAAGGAGUUGGAUGUCCAGCUGCAAGACUGUAGGGAGGAGCUUUUCUGUCGUAAAGAGCGUUUGCAGGUCCUCAAGACAAAAGAGAAGAAUUCCAUCGCCCAGAUUUCGAGGAAUAAAUCCAUCGUCACCGGCCUGGACAGCCAGCUCAGAAAACUGGAGAAGGAAUUAAUGAGACAGCAGAUAACCAUGAGUGAACAGGACUCCCAGAUUGCCUCCCUGGAUAGAAAACUGGCACGGCUGCAAGGUGAGGUUCACACAGACGAAAAACAAAUGCUAGACCUAAAGAUCGCUGCGCUGGCCAGAGCCCUACAGGAGAAGAAGGAGACGGCCAACAUGCUUACCAACACGCUCAAGGAGUCUGAGGAUGAUAUUCGUCAUUUGAGGAAAGUCGUGGAGAAGUCAGAGUCUCAAAAGAGACAUCUGACCGAUAAGAUCGAGGAGUUCACGCUACUCCGUAACACCAAUGAAAAGGAGCUGAAGAGACUCAGGCUCAGGAAACAGGACAACAUGGUGGAGCACAACGUCAUGAAGAUAGAAGUCAAGCGUAUGAGGGAUCUGUUGUACAACAAGGCGGGCAGCGUGCUGUCCCUGGAGAAGAGGAAGCUGAAGCUGCAGAAAGCAAUAAAGGACAGAGAGGAAGAGGUCAAGGUCUACAGAGACAUGCUCGGCCAGCAGCUCAAGAUCAGUGAGCAGGAGAGGCAGAAACUCAGUGCUGAACUGAAUGAGAAACUGUCCAAGAUCGACAUGAUGAAGAAACGCUUUGAGGUUGUGACGCUUUCAAUGGCAGCUCCUGAGGGGGAAGAGGAGAAAUCGCAGACUUACUAUAUCACAAAGGCUGCACAAGAGAAAGAGGAGCUCAAGCGUAAGGGAGACAGUCUGGAUGCUAAAAUCCGCAAGAUGGAGCUGGAAAACAGAGCUCUGGAGAACACCAUUCAGUUGUUCAACAACAGUAACUCAACAUUUCGCAAAUCCCUCAACAAAGUCAAUGAAUCCAGUCCAGAGUACAAGGAAAGACUGAAGCUGGGAGAGCAGCUAAGGGCGGCUGAAGAGAAGCUGAAGUACAAGAAAAGACAAGUCCAAGAGCUCCAGCAGGACUUACAGGACAUGAACAAUACCUUGGAGAGUCUGCUGCAUGACGAGCAGGUGGAGAAACACAAAAUAGAGCACAAACAGUCGCUCAUCAGUAAACUGAACAAAGAGAUCUCUUCACAGCAGGAGAAGGUUGUCAGAGCCACAAAGCAGUGCUCGAAGCUGACAAAAGAGAUCCGCUCAGCAAAAAGCACCAACACCGAGACUUUUGAGGAGAAGGACAUUAAGCUGAGGGAGCUGAAAGAAUUCAAUAAGAGUAUCAACAAGAUGCUGAAUGAAACCAUGGAGGACAAACCUGACCUCAGAUCAGUGUUGGAGAAAUACUUCCUGCAGGCCAAUCUGUCUCUUCCUUCUCCGUCUUCCACUCCUUCCAGCCAUCGGAGCUCCAAUAUGAGCUCUGCCCGCAGCUCUGCCUCUCUUAGGUCUCCUGCGUCCUCAGCCAGCAGCAGCCCCAGGGCGUCUGCCCUUCACUCCCCCGUGCUGAAGACUGUGGAACUGGGCUUGGAUCUGACCGUGACCUCCCCUCCUCUCACCACCUCCAGACGUUCUAGCUCUGCGAGCAGCAGCAGAAAGUUGAAGAACCCAUAGUGUUUAUUAUCAUUCUUUAGUUACUGCUGUGAAUAGAGAGCAAGAGACAGAGCAUUACACUAUAUAGUUAUAUAGCUGCACAGAACAACUGUCUCAUCAAUUCUGAAAGUGGCAUAAUUUUAAUGCAUCAAUAAAUCUGUUAUGUGUG
Cottoperca gobio is the source of this 3619-nucleotide messenger RNA. RefSeq names its product coiled-coil domain-containing protein 39-like. Gene Ontology annotation, cellular component: axoneme. The coding region runs from base 619 to 3471 and encodes 950 amino acids. The transcript is spliced from 20 exons. Lineage: Eukaryota; Metazoa; Chordata; Actinopteri; Perciformes; Bovichtidae. Gene Ontology annotation, biological process: epithelial cilium movement involved in determination of left/right asymmetry; cilium-dependent cell motility; inner dynein arm assembly. The record is from RefSeq and is a predicted model, not a curated record.